AGGGGGAGGGGAGGAGGUAGGAGGGGGUGAGGCUCAACAUGAUGGCGGCCGAGGCUGGGGCUGAGGAGGGCGGCUCGGUUACCUGCGCUGGGAUGGUGGGAGCCGUUGGCGGAGCUGAGUCUGAGCACUACCCCACCUUAUGCAGGGGCAAGGAGCUGGGGCCGCAGGCCCCCCUCCUGGUGGGCUCUAGCGGGGACAGCCCGGGCGCCAGCGGUCCGGCUUUGUGCUCGGCGCUGGGGCUCCUGGCACUAGGCUCGGGGCCUGCCCCUCUAGUGUCCGGAGGCGGUGGCGCCGUGACAGCAACUGGCCAGAGGCCGGAGGUGUCCGGAGGGGUGCUGCCCCCACCCGAACCCAGCAGUGUUGCUUUUCCUCCUCCACCGCCGCCACAGCCACCUUCCUUGGCGGGGGGGCUGGGGACCAUGGACGAAGGCGACUCGCUGGAUGGGCCGGAGUAUGAAGAGGAGGAGGUGGCCAUCCCGCUCAGCGCUCCCCCCACGAACCAGUGGUAUCAUGGAAAACUUGACAGAGCAAUUGCAGAAGAACGUCUUCGGCAAGCGGGAAAACCUGGAAGUUACCUUAUUCGAGAGAGUGAUCGGAGACCGGGUUCAUUUGUACUUUCAUUCCUUAGUAAAACAAAUGUCAAUCAUUUUAGGAUUAUUGCCAUGUGUGGAGACUAUUACAUUGGUGGACGUCGCUUUGCUUCACUCUCGGACCUAAUUGGUUACUACAGUCAUGUGUCUUGUUUGCUGAAGGGGGAAAAACUGUUCUUUCCAGUAGCACCUCCAGAGCCUGUGGAGGAUAGAAGGAGAGUUCGAGCAAUUCUACCUUACACCAAAGUGCCAGAAACUGAUGAAAUAAGUUUUCUUAAAGGAGAUAUGUUUAUUGUCCAUAAUGAAUUGGAAGAUGGCUGGAUGUGGGUUACAAACCUACGGACAGAUGAACAGGGUCUUAUUGUUGAAGAUCUGGUAGAAGAAGUGGGAAGAGAAGAAGAUCCACAUGAAGGCAAAAUAUGGUUCCAUGGGAAGAUCUCAAAACAAGAGGCUUACAAUUUGCUGAUGACAGUUGGUCAGGUGUGCAGUUUUCUUGUGAGGCCUUCAGAUAAUACACCUGGUGAUUAUUCACUUUACUUUCGGACCACUGAAAAUAUUCAGCGUUUUAAAAUAUGUCCAACAUCAAGCAAUCAGUUUAUGAUGGGAGGCAGAUAUUAUAAUAGUAUUGCUGAGAUCAUUGAACAUUAUAGAAAAGAACAGAUUGUUGAAGGAUAUUACCUUAAAGAUCCUGUUCCAAUGCAGCAUCAAGAACAAGUGCUUAAUGAUAUAAUGGAUGGAAAAGAAAUCUACAAUACAAUUCGUCGCAAAACAAAGGAUGCUUUUUAUAAAAAUAUUGUCAAAAAAGGAUAUCUUCUGAAAAAAAGUAAAGGAAAGAGAUGGAAAAGCUUGUACUUCAUAUUGGAGGGAAAUGAUGCCCAGCUUAUUUAUUUUGAAAAUGAAAAACGAGCCACAAAACCUAAAGGAUUAAUAGACCUUAGUGUGUGUUCAGUCUAUGGAGUACAUGACAGUUUAUUUGGCAGGCCAAACUGUUUUCAGAUAGUAGUUCAGCACUUCAGUGAAGAGCAUUACAUCUUUUACUUUGCAGGAGAAACUCCAGAACAAGCACAGGACUGGAUGAAGGCUCUGCAGAUGUUUUGCAGUUUAAGAAAAAACAGUCCAGGGACAUCAAAUAAACGUCUGCGUCAGGUCAGCAGUCUUAUUUUGCAUGUAGAAGAAGCUCAUACGCUCCCAGUAAAACAUUUUACUAAUCCGUAUUGUAACAUCUACCUGAACAGUGUCCAGGUAGCAAAAACACAUAUCAGGGAAGGGCAGAACCCUGUGUGGUCAGAAGAAUUUGUCUUUGAUGAUCUUUCAUCUGAUAUUAAUAGAUUUGAGAUAAGUCUUAGUAACAAAACAAAGAAAAGUAAAGAUCCAGAUAUAUUGUUUAUGCGUUGCCAAUUAAGUCGAUUACAGAAAGGACAAGCAACAGAUGAGUGGUUUCAACUCAGUUCCCAUAUACCACUGAAGGGUAUUGAGCCAGGAUCUUUGCGUGUUCGAGCACGAUAUUCUAUGGAGAAGAUCAUGCCAGAAGAGGAAUACAGUGAGUUUAAAGAGCUCAUACUCCAGAAAGAGAUGCAUGUAGUCUAUGCCUUAUCACAUGUUUGUGGACAGGAUAGAACACUGUUGGCUGGCAUUUUAUUGAAGAUUUUUCUUCAUGAAAAGCUUGAGUCACUGUUGUUACGAACACUAAAUGACAGGGAAAUAAGCAUGGAAGAUGAAGCUACUACUUUGUUUCGUGCCACCACUUUAGCAAGUACACUUAUGGAGCAAUAUAUGAAAGCCACAGCAACACGUUUUGUUCACCAUGCACUGAAAGACAGUAUAUUAAAGAUAAUGGAGAGCAAGCAGUCCUGUGAGUUAAACCCCUCAAAAUUAGAAAAAAAUGAAGAUGUAAACACUAAUUUGGCACAUCUACUCAGUAUACUUUCAGAAUUGGUGGAGAAAAUAUUCAUGGCUGCAGAGAUACUGCCUCCGACACUGAGAUAUAUUUAUGGAUGCUUGCAGAAGUCUGUUCAAAACAAAUGGCCAGCUAAUACCACAAUGAGAACAAGAGUUGUUAGUGGCUUUGUUUUUCUUCGACUGAUUUGUCCUGCUAUCCUGAACCCAAGGAUGUUUAAUAUUAUCUCAGGCUUCCCAAUGGUGGGAAGAGAGGCUCAGCCCGUCGACUGGUCCCAGAAGUCAGAGUGGUAUGCGAUGGUAUCUUCCCUAACACCCUCUUUCUCUUCACACAUUUUAUACUAUUUUUUAUCUUUCAGGUGGAUCUUGAGUGACUGUAGUCAUACAUACCUUUAUUAUGAUUGGUGUAAAAUGUCCUCGCUUUACUUUUAAAGGUAUAGACUAGAAAAAUUCAAAGCGCAUGCCCAGUGAGGGGUGGUUGCACCUUAGAGGCAGGUAGCUUUUGGGAUGGAGUUGUGUUUUGGUAUUAUAAUGAUAUUAUAAUGAGCAAAGUUCACCAAAAGGACAGUAUUUUGUCAAAAGCACGACAGACUGUUGCCUCAGGGUAGCAAAUACGCAGCACACCAGCUCCAUGGUACCUCGAGUCCCCAUUUAUCACAGAGCCUGGCCAUGGUGCCUCCACACCGCUCCACCCUCCGGACAAAUCCUCUUAGAGUCAGUACACCAAGUUCUCCUGGCAUUGCUGACAUCUAAGGUUACAAGCCUAGGGUACUUCCGUGGAAUGGAUUUCUCACACGUCAGCUGCACCCUACCCUGAAAGCUUCUUCCAUGCUGUACCUUUUCUAAAAAUAUAAGUUUAAUUUCUAAGUCACCUCCAGUGAUUAUUCCACAGCGGGAAAGGGGGCAGAAAGACACAAGAUCAAAACAUACAGAUAGACAGUGAAGAGUAUAUAGCAUUCUUAUGAAGCACUGUGAAAUUUAGAGUUUAUAUAAUAACCAUGUCAAUUUUGGAACACUUAAAUGGCCUGUAAGUGGAAAGUCAGAUUUGACCAUAACUGUUUAAAAACAAACCAAAAAACCCUAUGCUUAACACUAAUCUCUUAGUCAGUUAAAACACCUUUUUCCAACAAGUGAUUGUACCAGGAGUUUCUAGCAUUUGAUUUGUGCAGUAAAUAGCUAUACUUUCAUGGAAGUACAAGCCACAAUUGCAUGCAAUGUUUAGUCUAUUUUCCUGGUACUCAUAAUUUAAAGUGUAACAAUGCAGGACCUACUUAUAUGGUGUCCUGGUUUCAGCUGGGAUAGAGUCAAAUUUCUUCGUAGUAGCCAGCAUGGGGCUAUGUUUUGGAUUUGUGCUGGAAACAGUGGUGAUAAUGUGGAGGUGUUUUAGCUGUCGCUAUGUAGUGCUUACACUGGUCAAAGACUUUUUCAGCUCCCCGUGCUCUGCCGGGUGCACAAGAAACUGGGAGGGGACACAGCCAGGACAGCUGACCCCAACUGACCAAAGGGAUAUUCCAGACCAUAUGACAUCAUGCUCAGCAUAUAAAGCUGGGGGAAGAAGAAGGAAGGGGGGGAUGUUCAGAGUGAUGGCAUUUGUCUUCCCAAGUAACCGUUACGCGUGAUGGAGCCCUGCUUUCCUGGAGAUGGCUAAACAUCUGCCUGCCCAUGGGAAGUAGUGAAUGAAUUCCUUGUUUUGUUUGGCUUGCGCACAUAGCUUUUGCUUUUCCUUUUAAUUAUAUAAUUACUUUUAUCAUCAGUAUUAUUAUUACUAUUACUCUUUUGCUUUACCUAUUAAACUGUAUCUCAACC
Phalacrocorax carbo (great cormorant) is the source of this 4292-nucleotide messenger RNA. The record is from RefSeq and is a predicted model, not a curated record. Lineage: Eukaryota; Metazoa; Chordata; Aves; Suliformes; Phalacrocoracidae.